Molecule: messenger RNA, 798 nt
Organism: Cyclopterus lumpus (lumpfish)
Lineage: Eukaryota; Metazoa; Chordata; Actinopteri; Perciformes; Cyclopteridae
Product: high choriolytic enzyme 1-like
Exons: 1
Coding region: 1-798 (265 amino acids)
Biological process (GO): proteolysis
Molecular function (GO): metalloendopeptidase activity; zinc ion binding
Source: RefSeq, a predicted model, not a curated record
AUGACUCCCUGUGCCAGCCUGCUGCUGCUGCUCCUGCUCGGCCUCUCUCAGGCCUAUCCUCUCGAGGAGGAAGGGAGCGAAGAGGAGCUCCAAAUAGACGAUGAUGACACCGUCGACAUCGGCACCAGGAUUCUGACCUCCAACAGCGCCUCCAAUGAGAUGCUGUUGGAAGGAGACCUGUUAGCUCCCAAGACCAGAAACGCCAUGAAGUGCUAUUCCGAGAAGUGCCUGUGGAAGAAAGGCUCCAACGGCCUGGUAACGAUUCCCUUCACCAUCAGCAGUGAUUUUCCCCGCGGGGAGAAGCAGAAGAUCGACUCCGGCAUGAAGUCCUUCUACAAAAGCACCUGCAUCCGCUUUUCCCCCCGCCAGAACGAGCGUGACUACAUCAGCAUUGAGAACAUAGGUGGAUGCUUCUCGUCUCUCGGCAGAACGGGAGGAAAACAGGAGCUCUCUCUCAGCAGGCGAGGCUGCAUCUACCACGGCAUCAUCCAGCAUGAGCUCAUUCACGCUCUGGGCUUCCAGCACGAGCAGACCAGGAGCGACCGCGACUCCUACGUCCGGAUCAACUGGGAAAACAUCAACAAGCGGAUGGCCUACAAUUUCCAGAAGCAGGACACCAACAACCUGAACACUCCCUACGACUACACCUCCAUCAUGCACUAUGGAAGAACAGCCUUCUCCAUGAAUCAGGGGAAGGACUCCAUCACUCCCAUCCCCAACGCCAACACCCAAAUUGGCCAGAGGCAGGGCAUGUCCAAUUGGGACAUCAAGAGGAUCAACCUGCUUUAUAAGUGUUAA